Molecule: messenger RNA, 2100 nt
Organism: Fusarium odoratissimum NRRL 54006
Lineage: Eukaryota; Fungi; Ascomycota; Sordariomycetes; Hypocreales; Nectriaceae
Exons: 3
Coding region: 49-1899 (616 amino acids)
Biological process (GO): regulation of DNA-templated transcription
Molecular function (GO): DNA-binding transcription factor activity, RNA polymerase II-specific; zinc ion binding
Source: RefSeq, a predicted model, not a curated record
GUCCCCCUGUUAGUCCUGCAAUUUGUUUCCCGCAGCCACAAAACUACCAUGACCGAAUAUCAAAGGCGCAGAUCAAUCCUAGCCUGCGAUCUGUGUCGUUUAAGGAAAAUUAAAUGCGAUGCUCGUCAACCCCAGUGUGGUCCCUGCGAGCUGAACGGUGCCGAGUGUAUCUACCGUGCCGUCCCUGAGGCACGUCCGUCAAGGCUGGAAGUUGAUAUUUCCGAGAUCCGCCAAAGGCUAGACCAAAUAACAGCCCUCUUGACAUCUGAUCGUCAUAUCGAGGAGAACCAGCCGGUUCACCAUGCGACACCAUCUCCACGCCCGGCGAUCGACAUAUCCGAGACCGGCCACGUAAGCCUGGCUGACCGUGAUGGAGUCUACAUUGAAUUUCCCUUCAUGAUCAUCCAGCGCAGGUCCAUGAUGCGCUUGCUCGAUCUUGACCUUGAAUUAGCAAGAUGGCUUAUCAACAUGGAGCGCGCUAUCGCAGGGUAUCCGGCGUUGGUUGGCGCGACACCUGGUUUCAGUACGUCGAGGUUGUUAAUGAUGCAGUCUCACCGACUGACCACCGACUUGGCCAGUUUCUCUGAGCAUGUCCAUACGUGGUAUCCUCUCUUCUCUGUCGAGUUCUCUGACAUAUUCUUCUACACUAUUGGCAACGUGGGCAGUUCACCUGUCAAUUCAUGUCUCGCCAUUCUAGUUCUUGCCAUUGGCUGCAUGGCGGGUAAUGGCAAUGCUGCUGUUCCUCUCGAUAGGAGACCGGAACUUGUGUACAUUCACGAGGCCACCUCAUUCCUCCAAAACGUCUUCUUGGAACAUUCUAUUCCCGCUCUACAAUGCCUCGUUCUCUUUGCGAUAUACCAUUUGCAUCUUCUUCAGCCAUGCCAGGCACACGAUUACAUUCUCGCGGCAUCGUCCCGUGUACAAAAUAUGCUACGGAGUCAUCAGUACCCCCCAAACUCUGACUCAGGAGAACUCCUCGGCCGUGCUUACUGGACCAUCCUCCUCAUUGAGAGCGAACUUCUGAUCCAACUUGACCUACCUCAAAGCGGGAUCUGGGCCUUCAAUGACUCUGUUCCUCUGCCAUCAGCCAGCACGGUAUGGCAUUUCCCGCUCCACCCAACCCAGACAGAUACGGCUACUCUUCGAUCAUCGUCACACUUCUCAUCGAUACCGGGCAACGCUCCUGCUGAUAACACUCUUGUGUACUUUGUUGCUGAAAUAGCAAUGCGCCGUAUGCUUCAGCGCUGUACUACAUCUGUGAGGAGGUCUGCCGGCGGGGGUCUACGAUACGCCCCAGUUAUUGCGACUGAGCUAGAGUUGCAUCUUCACGAAUGGUACGAUUACCUUCCACCACUAUUACGAUUUCCCAAAAGCCUGGAUGAUAGGGAUCAUGGAGCUUUACAUCCGAACGCACAAUUUUUACAGGCUCAGUUCUUCGCCUGUAAAGCCUCCAUCUACUGGCCCGCCGUGUACCAAUCCAUUGAGCUUGGCAAGAUUAGCGAUGAGUUAUCCCAGUACUGUGCCAAAUAUUUCAAAGCUUACAUCACAUUCAUCUCUGCGGCUGCAUCCACUUUGAAGAGCUGCCGGGUCAAUAGUUGGACUUUAGCUACAAGUAUCUUUAUCAUAACCAUGGCGGCCCUGAGAGCAAUAACACUUCCAUCUUUCUAUAAAGAGUUCAACAGUGAUGAGCUACGCAACAGCUUUACUCGAGCCAUUCAAGUCUUUACAGAUAUAAGCCCUCAUAUCCCCUCAUUGGCUGCUUUAGGGCAUAUAUUGGACGAACGUGUGGCUGUUAUGCGAAAAGAGACUGCUGGUCACAGUGAUCAUUCAAUACUGAGCUACAGAAAAUGGGGAUCGAGCAAUGGCAACUCACGGAAAAAUUGUCAUACCAUAACGUAGUAGCGGAACGAUAUGCUCCGCACAAGUGAAAGCAAUUGUCCACCUAGUAGUUCAUCCUUGCAUUGUCGGCAGAAGCUCUCAGAAGACGGGAAACGGCCCUGGCUCCUGCCAGAGUCCGUGCAGACUCCGAGGUAAUCGGCAUUGGUAUUAUGCUAUCUGCAAGUUAGAGAAAUUGAAGGGUGCCGUCGCUCAGGGUUAUGG